AAUCUUGAGAUUUAUUGUUUCAGGCAUCAAGAUGCCCUUAUUGGCCCUUUCCAGAAGCCUUCUUCAGACUGGCACCAAACCACACACCUUAUUUUCUGGGCUUCCUCAACCAAGCAGAUCAUUGUGGGGAUGGCUUUAUGCUGUUUUUAACAGGGUUGAUGCUGAACGAGUGAAACUGGUGGGGCCAGACCGAGCCUGUGCAGAGUGGGUUCUACGGAGUGGCGGCAAGAUUCACUGGAAAGGAAUGAAAUACGUAGAAGGGGACUACAACCGUUUACCAUUGACUAACUUCUCCCGCUACAAAGUGGAGACAAUUGAUGCCACAGACACAGCAGUUAUGAAUAUUGGAUUCCACCAUUUGGAAGGAUUGAAAUUUUUGAAGAAACUGAUUCUAAAGAACUGUUAUUACCUGGAUGAUGAUGCUUUGCACUUGCUACACUACGUGAAAGAUUCCUUGGAACACCUGGAGAUCUCCAGUGCUGGUAAUGUGACUCUAAGAGGACUGAACCAUCUGCCUGUGCUACAGAACUUACAAUACCUUUACCUGUCCAACUUACCUGAGAUACGACGCAAGAAAGAAUGUUUAGAACACCUGAGACGUCAGAUGCCGAACUGCGACGUCCACUUUCCUGAGGCAGAACUAAGGAAGCCACCUGGAGGUUAAUAACACUUGUGGCUGCGGUUGGUGAUGGUGGUGGGAAAGAUAAUGUUGACUGUGAAAAUGAUGAUGAUGAUGGCGUUUCCGAUGUAAUUUAUUUUAGUUUUCUUAUUAAAUCUCUAAAAAAUACAACAUUUGUU
This is a messenger RNA of Octopus sinensis (East Asian common octopus), 798 nucleotides long. RefSeq names its product ATP synthase subunit s, mitochondrial. Bases 32 to 664 code for a protein of 210 amino acids. The record is from RefSeq and is a predicted model, not a curated record. Lineage: Eukaryota; Metazoa; Mollusca; Cephalopoda; Octopoda; Octopodidae. The transcript has 4 exons.